Messenger RNA from Labeo rohita (rohu), 1515 nucleotides. RefSeq lists its product as uncharacterized. The coding region runs from base 108 to 1262 and encodes 384 amino acids. The transcript has 3 exons. NCBI's taxonomy places the organism in Eukaryota, Metazoa, Chordata, Actinopteri, Cypriniformes, Cyprinidae. The record is from RefSeq and is a predicted model, not a curated record.
UGUUAAUCUUUAAACAUGGAGCACCAGAUGAAAAGAGUUGUCAUGUGAGGAUUGUACUUUACUCCUCUCAUAGAGAAAACGACAGACUUCAACACUCAUUCUACACCAUGGAGUUGAAAAUCAGUUCUCUGUUGACUUUGAUUCUCCUCUGGGAUUCUCUGUGUGUCGGUGGUUUCAUAUCUAAAACUGCAGCUCACAGUGAUAUUUACCAGAGAAACUCUGAACAAUCGCUGGAGACUCCGAUGGGUCAAACAAACCGUCUGCAGGUCAGACCUGAAAAUUCACUUCAUAUUCAUCCAGGACAAACACUGACGCUUCAGUGCGGAGAUGAAGGAGAUGAAGUUCUGGCGCAGUGGUGGCAGACGCCUUUCGGCCUGUUUGAUGGCUGCAACCACCCAAACAUCAAAACAGACCCAGUUGAAACAUGCAAUGGCACUUUGAGGAUUUCAAGGGCCACGUCCAGCCAUGAUGGACUCUAUUUCUGUGUCCGUCUGGACGAGAUGAGCAAAACAAUUGUGCCUUAUAGAGUUAACAUAGCAGCUGUCAAGAAACCUAGGAAGACUAGAGAGGCAAAGGUUAACAGCGACACGGUGUCAGAAAGCCAUUUCGCAGCGGCUGUGGCGGCAUCAGUAAUCGUGAGCUUUGUAGUGGCCUUCACACUUGGUGCAUUCAGUAGAUCCUACGUCAUGAAGUGCCUACGAACGAUAAGGGCCCGUGCGCCUCAUAGAAAAGGUAAACACUAUCACAUCAAUGGACAGAGGAACUUACAAACCACCAGAGCGCAAAUUGAGACGGUGUUCUUUCAUAAAAACCAAGACACUGAAGAAGAUAACGUGGACAUUGGUUUGGAUGAUCAGGAACGUGUGAAUGUUGAUAACGCAGAUGCUGUCGGAAAUGGGAAUGAUGAGUCAAACGAGCCCCAGAGUUGUGAAGGAGAAGAACAAACCCAAGAGUUGAGAUCGGUGGUUAGUCCACAUCCAAAGAAGAAGAUCCGCAUCAUUAAAGUCUACAACUAUGAUGAAGAAGGGAAUCAAUACAGCCACAUCAAAGACUCAGGGAUGGAGGUUAAAGACGAGGUCAGGCCCAAACUGAGGACCUUGUCGCUGACGCGACUUGAUGCCAUUAUGAAACAGGCUGAGUCUCUUGACUUCGACCCAGCCAGAGAGUCGACCAAAGGCCAGACGGUUCAACCAAAUGCUCCUUCCAAUGAAAACAGUGUUUCAGCUACAGAAGGAGAAACUGGAGCCUCACAAUCAGGCUGAGAAACACAUUUAUGAGGUGGAGGAAGUGAUCACUGAAAAGACCUUUGACCAAUUUGUGACCUGGGCUUAUUGGACAAUUAACUGAAGUGUUAUUCUGGCUUUUUUGGUCAAAAGUCUACCAACAGCCUGAAAGCGUGCAUUUCAAUUCAACUAUUUUUACAGUAAUUAAACUGUAUGUUGAAUGUGUUUAAUGUAUAGACAAUAUACAGUUCAGGUCAAAAGUUUACAUACACCUUGCAAAAUCUGCAAAAUG